CGUCAGCAAAGACAGCGCAGACAGAAUGGGCUGUCGCCGAGAUGGCGCGCUCUCUUCCCUCCAGUCGACCGCACCACUAGGCAUCAGAUUAGUAGUAUGCAUUCACCGAUCGCGGCAGCGAUCUCGAAAGAUUUCAAAGAUUUUAAAGUAGACAUCAUGGCGCCGCCCACCCUGCCUCCUCCCACUCUCUCAGUCGAGGCGCACUCACCUUCAUCGCGCCCUGCUGUCCCACUGCCGCAAAUAAUCCGCUCCACCAAGAACUCUCCCUCUCUCAUCUGGCGCACCCUCCGCCUUUCCAAUCUUCGCCUUGAUCCCUCUCUUCUUCUUUCCCUGGCUCUCCUUCUCCGCCGCCUCAGCCCUCCUCUCCUCCGCGAGCCGUCGUCGCUCCUCCCCCCGCGCCGCCGCCGCCGCAGCCUGCUCGAUCAACCGAGCCUCCUCAGUGCCACUCGCACGCGUCUUCUUGGCGUUGCGCUCCGCGACGGUCGGCUUCUUGUAGAACUUGGCGGAGCGGCCCAUGCUGAAGCGUGAGGAGGGGGGGAGGAAGGGAAGAGAAAUGUGAGCAGCCGGGAGUCGGGCGGGCAAGCGCCCGUCGGUCU
Tilletiopsis washingtonensis is the source of this 596-nucleotide messenger RNA. RefSeq lists its product as hypothetical. NCBI's taxonomy places the organism in Eukaryota, Fungi, Basidiomycota, Exobasidiomycetes, Entylomatales. The record is from RefSeq and is a predicted model, not a curated record. Bases 97 to 528 code for a protein of 143 amino acids. The transcript has a single exon.